Molecule: messenger RNA, 759 nt
Organism: Zonotrichia leucophrys gambelii
Lineage: Eukaryota; Metazoa; Chordata; Aves; Passeriformes; Passerellidae
Gene: TSR2
Product: TSR2 ribosome maturation factor
Exons: 5
Coding region: 74-646 (190 amino acids)
Biological process (GO): maturation of SSU-rRNA from tricistronic rRNA transcript (SSU-rRNA, 5.8S rRNA, LSU-rRNA)
Cellular component (GO): nucleus
Source: RefSeq, a predicted model, not a curated record
GAUUCGGGGAUCGCUCCGUGCCUCUCUCGCUCGCAGAUUCGGCGCUCGACCGCGCCGCCUGCGCAGCGCCGUCAUGGCGGCCCCCGGGGUGGAGGCGCGGGCGCUGUUCGCAGAGGGGGUUCGGGCCGUGCUGGGGGGGUGGGCGGCGCUGCAGCUGGCAGUGGCGCAGGGUUUCGGGGGCCCGCAGGGUCCCGAAAAGGCCGCGUGGCUCAGCUCGGCGCUGCUCGAUUUCUUCACUCAGAACGCUGACCUGGAGCAGGAGGAGGUUGAAGAUUUCCUGGCCGAGGUGAUGGACAACGAGUUCGACACGGUGGUGGAGGACGGCAGCCUGCAGCAGGUGAGCCGAGAGCUGGUGACCCUUUUUGCCCGGGCACAGGGAGGGGACGUUGGGGGGGUGGGGGCGGCCCUGGGGGCUCUGGCCCGGCGUGGCCCCGCCCUGGCUGCCGCCCUGGCCACCGCCUGCCCAGGGGGAGACCCCCAGAGCCCCCCAGGGACCCCUCCCACAGCCCCCCGGAACCCCCCGGAGAGAGGGGAGGAGGAGGAAGAGGAGGAGAGCGGCGAGGAAGAGGAGGAGGCCAUGGAGUGCGGGACACCCCCGCCCCCCUCGGACGGCUGGACCGUGGUGCAGCGGCGGCGGCGGCGAUGAUGGGGGGAGGGGUGUCCUGUGUGUCCCCCCCCAGCUUGGGGGACACCCCUCCCCCACCCUGCUCCCCAAACUGGGGGGGAAUAAAGGCCCCUCCCCCCAUGGGGGUGUGGGAA